UUGUCAGCGGAAUACGAAAUGUUGUGUUUGUUUACAUUUAAUUUAACAGUCGCAAAAUGAACGAAAUAUUCUCCUGCAAGGAGAAAAAACAUCUAUUUCAGCCAGAUUUCUGUCGACUAUGCCUUAGCCAGAAUGGUGAGCAAACGGGCGUGUUUUCCUGCACGUCAGCAGCGGCACUGUUUGAACGAAUAUUUCACUGCACCGGCGUAAGGCUAGCCGAUUUUCCCGACGCACCCCCAACGGUGUGUGAUGGAUGCAUUUCCCAGCUCGUUAUUUGCGAGAAGUUUGUGAAGCUAUGCCGUGAGGUGGAUCAGAAGCUAUGGCACCGGAGACAGCACAGUGCCAAGACUGAAGGGGCAGUGCAAGAGCAAGAUCCAGCGAACACGAUCUCGCAAUCGAAUGAUGAGCAAGCACCCGAAUCCAAGGUACAGCAGAUUCACGUGAAAUCGGACGAACCAUCGCCAAACCCUCUGUGCGAUGGAAAGAGCACGAACGAGGAGUUUUACGUGGUCGAAAUCACGGACGCGCAUCACGAGUACGAGCUGGACCUACCCGGCAGCGAAAGUAUACCCGUCCCACCGGUCACUACUACCUCUAGCGCCACAGAUAAAGUAAAGCACAGCCAUUUACCCGUGGAAAAGCAGCACUGCAGCAAGGGUAGAACCAUUGGCAAAAAGUCACAAUGUACAGUGUGCGGUAGUUGGCAGCAAAAUUUAAAGCAGCACAUGCUUGUCCAUACCGGAGAAAAGCGGUACGUGUGCCCCGUUUGCCAGCGCGCUUUCGCCCAGAAGGGUAACCUGACGUACCACCUGAACCAGCACACGGGCCACUGUCCGUACCGGUGCGAACAGUGUGAUAAGGCGUUCAAAGACCCACAGUCGUUACGAUCUCAUAAGCUUACUCACACGAAUGAGCGUAAGUUUAAGUGCGAUGUGUGCGAAGAUACGUUCAAGUACCGAAGCUCGCUGGUCGUCCACAUGCGGUACCACACCCAGAGCAAACCGUUUGCAUGCAGCGAGUGCGAAAGCUCGUUCGUGAACAGUUCCGGCUUAAAAAAGCACCUGCGAACGCACACCGGCGAAAGACCGUACCAAUGUGGCGAGUGCAAGAAAUCAUUCAAAUCUUCGCACAAUCUGCGCCUGCACAAGCUUUCCCACACCAAAGAGCGACGGUUUCAGUGCGAUCUGUGCAAACGCUGGUUUAGCUACAAGAAUGUGCUCCAGACGCACAUGCACGUGCACCGGAAAGGGCAGGGCACGUGCACCGAAAGCACCAGACCCGGAACGAAAAAGAGCACCGAGGGAGAGAUAGAGAGCAACAGUGAAGGAUAAUAAAAAUGAUUAAAAUAGAUAGCAAUUGUGGUUCGGCGCAAUCCAGUUACCACCAUCCUUCACUGCCGAAAAACAUGUUUACAGCGCCUCUUUUAUUAUCUUAGAAGAGCUGUUUAUUUUUGUUUUUUGUUUGUUUUUGCUUUCGUUCCAACUAUUUCUCUCCCAACGCGGAUGAUGCUAUCUUAUCGUGGGCGGCAUCUUAUCACCAGUGUCCUUGGCGUGAACUUCUUUGUACCCUCGUUGGCAUAUUUUUCCUUUAAAAAACAAUCAUUUACGCCUUUAUGUACAACGGAAAUGGGAGCGUGGAAAUUUGCACGCUAAAUGCACUAUACCAUUGCCAAUUAUGCAACCACUCCGUUUGGCCCGUGCGAACAUAAACAAUUAGCCAACAACAUUCGGGGCUGAAUCAUAUGCGCGCAUGCGGGGUGGGGGAACACGACCGGCGGACAUAUUUCCUCGUACAGUUAGCACUUCUAAUGUCAAGAUCGAAAAUUCCCCACCUUGGGCGCAGACACUCCAGCGCGUGGGCUUUCCAGCCGAGCACGGCGAGGGGUCAUUGAGAGUAAUCUCUUUGGAGGUCAAGCAGGACUAGCUUUUAACGAAGUGGCCCGGCUGUCAAGAAGAACGCAUCGAGCCAGUGGUUGAAAACUAAAUGCGGCAUCAUAAUGCAUAAAGAAACAAAAAACGGAAGCCAAUUAGUUCCAGGGCGUCGUCCGCUCAAGGGCCUUGCCGAUCCGCUGGGUGCUGGGAGCGUGAAUUGUUGCACGGGUAGGCUGCCUGCAUAAUGCAAUAUGAGUCGGAACGAGCUGCUAAUUUUAAAAUUGAUCAUUACUAUUGUGGCAUUAUUCAAUCCAACACGUUGUCGAGCGUUUUGGAGGUACGUACACACGAUCU
Anopheles merus is the source of this 2225-nucleotide messenger RNA. RefSeq names its product zinc finger protein 782-like. The transcript has 4 exons. The record is from RefSeq and is a predicted model, not a curated record. Lineage: Eukaryota; Metazoa; Arthropoda; Insecta; Diptera; Culicidae. Gene Ontology annotation, biological process: regulation of transcription by RNA polymerase II. Gene Ontology annotation, cellular component: transcription regulator complex; nucleus; PcG protein complex. Bases 57 to 1331 code for a protein of 424 amino acids. Gene Ontology annotation, molecular function: DNA-binding transcription factor activity, RNA polymerase II-specific; zinc ion binding; RNA polymerase II cis-regulatory region sequence-specific DNA binding.